UUUACCUUAGCAAGUUCCACAAAUAAUAUACCAAAUCAAGCAUUUCGAACUAUAAGAGACAUAGAGGGUAAUCCCCUCAACAAAAACUCAAGGUACUUUAUAGUUUCGGCUAUAUGGGGAGCUGGUGGCGGAGGCGUGAGGCUUGCUAAUCUCGGAAAUCAAGGUCAAAACGAUUGUCCCACAUCGGUGGUGCAAUCACGCAAUGACCUCGAUAAUGGUAUAGCAGUCUACAUCACACCUCAUGAUCCCAAAUAUGACAUCAUUAGUGAGAUGUCUACCGUAAACAUCAAAUUCUAUCUUGAUUCUCCUACUUGUUCUCACUUUACUAUGUGGAUGGUAGACGACUUUCCUAAACCCGCGGAUCAAUUAUACACUAUAAGCACAGGUGAACAGUUGAUUGAUUCCGUGAACUUGAACAAUCGAUUUCAGAUUAAGUCACUCGGUGGCUCGACAUAUAAGCUAGUCUUUUGUCCCUACGGAGAAAAAUUUACUUGCCAAAAUGUUGGAAUUGCCGAUGAAAAUGGAUAUAACCGUUUGGUUCUCACAGAGAAUGAAAAGGCAUUUGUGUUCAAAAAAGAUGAGAGAAUUGGGAUGGCAAUCGUGUAAUCUUUAAAAUCUUUGCUUAUUGGGUUGAACUCUUUUUUGAUGUCAGAUACUAGCUAUAAAUAAUUAUCGACUUCAAGAAAAGAGUAGAAGAAUGGGACUAUUGCAAACUAAAUAAAAAUAAUGUAAGAUAUGUAAUGCAGGGCCUAAGUGCUUAUUGUAAAAAUGAGAAGAAAUGUGGAAAAUUUUCUCUGUG
Solanum verrucosum is the source of this 799-nucleotide messenger RNA. RefSeq names its product cysteine protease inhibitor 3-like. NCBI's taxonomy places the organism in Eukaryota, Viridiplantae, Streptophyta, Magnoliopsida, Solanales, Solanaceae. The transcript has 2 exons. Bases 271 to 606 code for a protein of 111 amino acids. The record is from RefSeq and is a predicted model, not a curated record. Gene Ontology annotation, molecular function: endopeptidase inhibitor activity.